CAGCAACUUUUGUAAAAGCAAGACGUGUAUAAUUUUAAAAAAUAAUUUUUUUCGUGUAAUUUGCUGAACCAGUCUUGCAAUUAAAAUUCAGUUGAUUGACCGUUUUUCGUAACAAAAAAUUUUUAUUGUGAAAAAAUCCACAAAAAUAAAUCAAUAUUCAGCAAAAAUAAAAAAAAAUUACAUCGUGUGGAAUUUAUUGGGUCGAUAAACGUCUUGUAAUAGACUCAUCAAUGUCAAAAGAAAAAAAAAGUGCAACGAAAAAUAAAAAAAAAUAAAUAAAUAGAAAAGCCGAUAAUAUGAUAAUAAUGACAAAUCACUAGAACUGCAUUUACGAACACGAAAGAGAAAUAAAAAAAAAUCUACAAUUUCAGUGUAAAAUUUUUGUUUAUUGUGUUUCAGUGUUACUAGAGCUCUUGCGGUCGGCAAACGUGUGUCUUGUUUACUCGGUCGAAAAAAUAAAAAUAAAAAUUGAGAAAAAAUUCGUGAGAAAAAUCGAAUAAAAAUUUUUAUCACAAGAGAGUCUAUUUUAUUUACGAUUUCACGUCGACGAUCGAGUGAAGUGAAAAAUUUUGUAAUAAAAAAAUUGAAAAAAAAAUCUAAUAAAAAAUUUUACGACCAGCAAGUUGCAUUGAAUUUCCUGUUAUUAAUUGUUGUUGUUUUUUUUUUGUGAUAAUUUGCAUUUGUUUUUAUCAUCAAAGUUGAUAAUUUUUAUCUAAAAAAAAAAAUGGAAGAAAGUCCAGAACACAAAGUUGAAAGUGGCAAAGAUCAAGAAAAUCCAUCGUCAUCGUCGGAGGGCGGAGAAGCAGACAAACCUGCACCAAAAACCGCCGAGAAAUCCAUCUUUGAUAGUUGUGUCCCGAAAUCAUGGCUCGAGGAGGGAUCAUUUUGGAACCACCCGGCAGGUCCGAAAACUAUUUUCUUUUGGGCUCCGGCGUUUAAAUGGGGUCUCGUAUUAGCCGGUCUCAAAGAUUUGGCCCGUGCUGCCGCAUCUCUCUCAAUCGCACAAACUAUCGCCCUUUUCUUCACCGGAUGCAUCUGGUCCCGUUAUUCUCUCGUUAUUAUCCCGAAAAAUUGGUCGCUGUUUGCCGUGAAUGCCUUUGUGGCACUUACGCAAAUGGUGCAACUGGGACGUGCCAUUCAUUAUCAUUAUUUUACGGAUCAUCCGGAUGGUGAUCUGAUAUUACCGACUAAUUCAUCAAUAUCACUGGCGGACAUUAUUACGAGUGACGGCGGCAGUGGGUAUGGGCCGUUGAUGGGAAAUCUCACAGCUGGAGCAAUAGAGCACGAUGGCGUCAUUUGAAUUUAAUUUUAGAAAAAAAAAAAUUAGAAAAGUUACCAAUGCAAAAAAAGAAAAUAUUAUUGUAAUGUUGCUUACACUAUUUUUUUACGAGAAAAAAAAAUAGGUACGAGUAUUUUUUUAUCAUUAUUGG
Messenger RNA from Culicoides brevitarsis, 1430 nucleotides. RefSeq names its product mitochondrial pyruvate carrier-like protein. Lineage: Eukaryota; Metazoa; Arthropoda; Insecta; Diptera; Ceratopogonidae. The transcript is spliced from 3 exons. The record is from RefSeq and is a predicted model, not a curated record. Gene Ontology annotation, molecular function: pyruvate transmembrane transporter activity. Gene Ontology annotation, cellular component: mitochondrial inner membrane. The coding region runs from base 725 to 1300 and encodes 191 amino acids. Gene Ontology annotation, biological process: pyruvate import into mitochondria.